Molecule: messenger RNA, 3283 nt
Organism: Effrenium voratum
Lineage: Eukaryota; Dinophyceae; Suessiales; Symbiodiniaceae
Source: the annotation of a GenBank genome assembly
AUGGUUUACCAGGGCGGAGGUGGGACAUCAGUGUCCCUGAUGGCAAGCGCCAUGCGAGGGAGGGGCUCCAAAGUCGACGCCGUCUUUCAGGAGCUGCUUCUGGCGCAGCCCGGCGGCGCGGAUGCGGCGCUGGCGCGGCUGGGACCGCUGCCAGUGCGGGGCUCCACCCGGCUGCUGAGCCGCCUCGCCAAGGUGAGGCGCCCGGAGUUGGCCGAGAAGGUGCUGCGGUGGAUGCUGAGCUCGUCUGCCGAGACCAACUGCUUCCACUUCAACGCGAUGCUGGAUGCCCACGCCCGGUCCGGGGAGUGGCAAAGGGCCCUAGCUCUACUGGAAGAGAUGCUCUCGCACCAGGUUCAGCUGCAGUCGGUGAGUCUGGGCUGUGCCAUCGCCGCGUGUGAGAAGGGCCUCCAGUGGCAGAGGGGGAUGGCUCUGCUGAUGAUGAUGAGCGAUCUGGCCCUGGAGAGCAACGUCAUCGUCUUCAACGCAGCGGCCAGCGCCUGCGAGAAGGAGGGCCAGUGGCGCCAGGCGCUGCGGCUGGUGGAGCUCCUCAGCCUCCGCGGCCUCAGUCCUGACAUCAUCACCAUGAGCUCUGCCAUCAGCGCCUGUGAGAAAGCCGGGGAGUGGCACACCGCGUUGCAGAUCUUUGCGCAACUCGAGGAUUUGACGAUUCAGGUCGACACCAUUGCCUGCAAUGCUGUCCUCAGCGCCUGCGAGAAGGGCGGGCAGUGGCAGCAGGCCGUGGCCAUCUUGGAGCAGAUGCUCCGCGGAGUUUCCGCGCCGGACAUCAUCUCUUGGAGCUCAGCCAUUUCAGCCUGCGAGCGCAGCGGGCUUUGGACGGCGGCGCUGGAGCUGCUGGCGGCGCUGCAGCGGCACGGCCUGCGACUGGACACCGUGGCAGUGAGCGCGGCGCUGAGCGUCUGCCAGAAGGCCAGCCAGUGGACCAGAGCGGUCGAGCUCUUUUCCGAGAUGCAGCGCAGACAGGUCCCCCGGAACACGGUGGCCUUCAAUGUUCUGCUGGCGGCGCUGGAGGAACCCGGCAGGUGGCAGGAGGCUUUGCAGCUUCUAGACUCCAUGGCGCAGAGCAGCAUCGAGCGCUCCGCCAUUAGCUUCAACUCCGCCGUGAGCGUCUGCAGCGCUGCGCGGCGUUGGUUGGAGACACUUUCGCUGCUUCAAGCCAUGCAGGACCUCCGCAUUGCCGCCACGACCAUCACCUGCUCCGCGGCCUUGCGGAGCCUGGCCAAGGCCUCGCAGGGCCACCAGGCGCUGCAGCUGCUGCGGCAGAUGCAGGCAGAGAAGAAUGUGGAGGUCUUCCACACUGCGAUAGAGGCUUGCGAGGCCUGCGGCCUUGCAGACGAUGCCAUGGACGCUCUGGAGGCCGUGGCUGCCGCCGCGGUGGAUGCCUGCGAUGAAGCGACGCGGAGGACGCCCCUGGCCUGUCUUUGGACCCUUCCGCCGAUGUGGUGGCUGCUGCCUCACUUCCUGCACGGGGUCUUCUCUGGGGCCUGGGGCGCUGCUGGCGCUGCCGGCGCCGGCGCCGGCGCAGCGGCUGGGGGCGGCGGCGGAGCCGCAGCCGGGGUGCUGUCGUUGGUGACGCUGCCGGUGCCAGUCUUGGCCGCGGUCACCGCAGCUCUGGUGCUCCCUGGCCUGUACUACCUCAUGCGCUCGGACCCUUUCGCCACCCCCCAGCACGUGCCGGACGACCCGGAGUACCCGCAGCCCGAGUGGCUGCAGGUCCAGGGGCAGUUCAACUUCGCCAUCAUCGGCAAGUCCGGCGCUGGCAAGUCCACCUUCAUGAAUGCCUUCCGCGGCCUGAGGGACGCUGACCCGGGCGCGGCCAAGACGGGACGCAAGGAAACCACGCAUCAUCCAACGCCCUUCACCAUUCCGGAGGAGCUCAUGAAGGAAUGCCCUGAAGUGGUUCGAGACAAGCUGCGGCGCAUUGUUCUUUGGGACCUUCCGGGUGCCGGCACGCCAUCGCAUCCACAGGAAUCCUACAUCAAGGACAAGGGCUUGCGCUACAUGGAUGGUGUGGUCAUCAUUCUGGACACUCGCUUCACCGAGAUUGAUGAGAUGCUGGCAAAGGCGAUGCGCAAGUUUCAGGUCCCCUUGUCCAUUGUGAGGAACAAGAUGGACACCGAGAUCUUGAACGCCGCCAACGAGCUGGAUGACGACCAAGGAGAGGAGGAGCGCUGCUCUCAGGUCACUCCAGGAGUGCUCGCGGAGCUUCGGGAGGACUUGGAGACCCAAGCUGGGGAUUUGCGGAAGCUGGGCUGCAUCUUCCUGAUCUCAGCAGGAGCUGUGCUAUCAAAGCGGCCAAAGGCUUGGCACAGCCCUCUGCUGCAGCAGUUCGGCAGUCUCAAGGAGAAGAUGAUGCGGGACAUGUUCUAUGCACGCAUGGGAGGCUAUCCCCGCUACUGGAGCCGAAGGCCGGUGGAUUUGGAUCUGCGGCUGGUCCCGGUGGAGAACUCGGAGUGGGCGCAGGGCCUGGAGGCCUUGCUACGGGCCAGCGACUGCGGGAACUGCCUCGUCCUGCACGAGGCGAAGGUGAGGGAGGUGCAUCGCAUCGAGCACCCGCAGCUUUGGAAGAGGUUCCACGACAUGAAGGCGGACCUUCUGACGCGGCACGUGGGGCAUCCGAUCGAAGGCCUGGUGGACCAGGAGGUGUUGAGGAAGGCGGAGCUGAGCGAAGUGGAUGAGGUGAUGAACGAAGUCUGGGCCUUUCACGGAACCACGGACUCUAUGGUGGACUUUGUAUGGAAGGAAGGCUUCGAUGCCAGACUCAGCCGCAAAGGCCUCUAUGGCAAGGGAGCGUACUUUUCGCCGGAUGCGUGCAAGGCGAAUCAGUACACCUGUCAGGAGGAGCGUGACCGGCCUAUGAAGGGGGACCCGUCGCGGCUGCGGCACCUUCUGCUGUGCCGGGUGGUCCUAGGGGAGCCAUGCUACCCACAAGGCGACUUGAAGGCCGCCCUCCGGCCGCCCUGCAGGAUGCUCUGCGAGAAGGCGAUUUGCGACCACUUCCGAACCGACUCCGUGGUGGCAGCGAAAGGUGUUGCCAACGCGGGGAGGCAACGGCAUACCGAGUAUGUCGUCUACGAUGGCCGGCAAGUCUACCCAGAGUACCUCAUCAAGUACACGCUCGCCUGAACAUGCGGUGUGUAGCAGCGGUACAAGACCGCCCCAAAUGAGCCGCUUCCUCAAAACCCGGGUAGAUGAAGGUUAGUAAGGGACAAUCCCAACCAUAAAUAGCUGCGGCCGCCUUCCUAAUUCUUCACAUGGUUCUGGG